AUGCCUUUCUUACAUCUGGUCCUCUUCAAAUUCAAGCCUGAAAUCGGUAUCACUACUCAACAAGAAAUUUUGCGGGAAUUCCUGUCUCUCCCACAGAAAUGCAAGGAUUCCUCUCAUAAUCCGUAUAUAACAAGUAUACGGGGAGGAGUAGAAUGUGGUGCAGGGUCGUCAAGUGGUUACACCCAUAUUUUCAUUGUGGAAUUCAAUUCCAUGCAGGAGCGCGAGUAUUAUAAAGGCUCAGACCCUGUUCAUCUCCAUUUUGCAUCCCGUAUUAUGCGCAUGCUGGCCUUUAUCAGAAUAUUGGUUUUUGAAGAAUGUAAUUUUCUAUAUCAUACAUAA
Aspergillus caelatus is the source of this 339-nucleotide messenger RNA. Its product is annotated as Dabb family protein. Lineage: Eukaryota; Fungi; Ascomycota; Eurotiomycetes; Eurotiales; Aspergillaceae. The record is from RefSeq and is a predicted model, not a curated record. The transcript has 3 exons. The coding region runs from base 1 to 339 and encodes 112 amino acids.